This is a messenger RNA of Monascus purpureus, 1054 nucleotides long. The record is from the annotation of a GenBank genome assembly. Lineage: Eukaryota; Fungi; Ascomycota; Eurotiomycetes; Eurotiales; Aspergillaceae.
AUCCUCAACAGCACACUAUCAUCCGAAAAUGAUCCCCACGGCUCGGUGUCUGGCUGCUAAGCAGUCCGGAUUCAUCAAGCGAAGCACAGAGGAGUUGGCAAGACUAACAAGAAUAGCAUGGAAUACGGAGGGUCUCCGAACUCCAACGAAGCCGUAUCACCUUCUUGAUUUUGAAGAUGAAGCAACCAUAGUAGGCUGCAAGACCAUGGCCGACCGCGCGGUCGGAGGCUUCAGCACUUCAAGUCUCGACUAUGUACCCGCGGAGCCUUCUACAAACACACCAGCGCAUGCCAGAUUCCAUGGAAGCAUUUCAACAAAACUUCCGAAGGACUGGAGAGUGCAGAGAACGGGAUACGCUGCAUUUCGUAAUAAGGACCGAGGCCUCUGGCUCUUUGGACGUCUGUUCUGGGAUAUCGAUCCUUAUUCCUACCUUGCUCUACGGGUUAAGUCCGACGGCCGUCGUUACACCGUGAAUAUCCAGACCGAUUCGAUUGACCAGACCGACAUCCACCAACACAGGCUAUAUACGCGGCACCAUCGCGUUAAUAAUAAAUCGACCCAUUCAGAUGGCACUGCGGAAGCUGAUGUCCUCUAUCCUCAUGGAGUCCCCUCCGCUCUUUCGGAUGUUCCUCCACCCUCUACAGUCAUAACGACCAGUACGUCCGGCCCGGAAGGGUGGGAGACGAUUCUCUUACCAUUCAACGAUUUUGUUCGGACAAACCACGGCAUGGUUAUCGAGCCGCAGACUUCGCUCCUUCGCCAGCGGGUCAAGAGCAUAGGAAUCGGCCUAACGGAUCGAGUAGAAGGGCCGUAUGACUUGCGAAUUCACCGCAUCUGGGCCACAAAUGGGAUGAGUGAGGAUGAGAUUGAUGAAGAGAGACUGAUAUGUGGUCCAAAUGCUCUACCCGUUGACGAAGGUGUCAGCACUGGUUGGUCUGCCAACCGUGGGACAGACAAAGACGACCAGGAGCUCAAUGUCGAAAGGAAAAAGCCAGAAGGGAAGAGGAAAGGGCUUCAAGGCUUACGAUCUGAGUGGGAUGAGCGAAGGAACUAG